Molecule: messenger RNA, 1696 nt
Organism: Acaulospora colombiana
Lineage: Eukaryota; Fungi; Glomeromycota; Glomeromycetes; Diversisporales; Acaulosporaceae
Source: the annotation of a GenBank genome assembly
CUCCCUGAAAAUUGCCGGCCUUCUUCCAACAGCCGUGGAGUCGCUCGGCCAGCAAAAACGACGUGCGAUGCAACAAUUACACUCGAAAUCAACCGACUUGGAAAAAUACGUGUUCUUGGCGUGGUUACGGAAUACCAAUGUUCGUCUGUUUUACCGAAUUGUCACUGAUGAGUUGGAGGAAAUUACACCAUUGAUAUAUACUCCAACCGUCGGCACAGCAUGCUUGGAGUACUCUCAUAUCUCUCCGUUCCUUGCUCCUCCUGGUGUACCUGAUGGCCUUUUCCUUUCUAUUGACGAUUUACCAAACCUCACCCAUAUGAUUGAAAACUACAAUCCAUAUCCAUUCGACAAAUCUCUCACCCCACAAAUCACUGUGAUUACCGAUGGAUCGAGGAUUCUGGGAUUGGGUGACUUGGGUGUUAAUGGUAUGGGUAUUCCGGUAGGAAAGUUGCAGCUCUAUAUUGCAGGUGCCGGAAUUGAUCCACGACGCACAUUGCCGAUCACACUUGAUUUGGGAACUAAUAAUGAAAAAAAUUUGAACGACGAAUUUUAUCUCGGGUUGCGUAGGAAGCGAGCUAAUGAUCACGAGUUCUAUCCAUUUGUUGACGCCGUGAUAAAAUCUUUAACCGAAGUAUAUCCUGAUAUCCUAAUCCAAUUCGAAGAUUUCUCCUCAGAACACGCAUUCGGUUUAUUAAACAAAUAUCGAGAAAACACAUUCUGUUUCAAUGACGAUAUUCAAGGCACCGGUGCUGUCAUUUUGUCCGGCUUUAUCAAUGCCGUAAAAUUGGUGGAAAAAGAUGUCGCACCCACUCAACACCGAAUACUAUUCUUCGGCGCUGGUUCGGCCGCAGUUGGAGUUGCCAAACAAUUGCUGGAAUUCUUCAAGACAGAGCAUGGAAUGUCGGAAGAAGCAGCCAGGGAGUUGGUAUGGUUGGUGGACACAAAGGGUCUCGUAACGCAAGAUCGUGGUGACAAGUUGGCAGAUCACAAAGUAUACUUUGCUCGCUCCGACAAUGAAGGACAGCAAUACAAAACUUUGUUGGAUGUCAUCGAAUAUGUGAGACCUACUGCAUUGAUAGGUCUAUCAUCUACUGGUGGAGUGUUCGACGAAGAAAUAUUGGAACGAAUGGGUGAAUUAAACAAUAAUCCUAUCAUAUUUCCACUUUCGAAUCCCAUGGUGAACGCCGAGUGUACCUUUGAGGAUGCCAUGAGGGCAACGAAUAAUCGUGUGAUAUUUGCAUCAGGCACCGCGUUUCCACAUUAUGUAGAACCCGACUCCGGAAGGAUACGAUAUCCAGGACAAGGAAAUAAUAUGUAUAUUUUCCCUGGUCUAGGAUUGGGUGCUAUUCUAGCUCGCCCAUCGAAAAUCACCGACCGCCAAAUAUACGCAUCCGCUUCUGCACUCGCCGCCUCGCUGACCAAAGAGGAAAUCGCUCAGGAUCUCCUAUACCCUGUGUUAAAACGAAUUCGUCAUGUAAGCGCGGAGGUGGCUGCUGCAGUAAUCGUGGAGGCUGUCGACGAGGGAUUGGCGCGUAACCACGAGGUGAUCUCGAUGGUAAGGGGUAGUUGUGCUGAGAUGAAGACUCGGCGAGGUAGAAAGUGGGAAAAGUUGGUCAAGUAUGUGGAGGGACAAAUGUGGAACCCCAAUGAUGAAAGGUUUUUUGAAUUUGGGAGUUUAUCCGAGAGCAAGAUCUAA